Molecule: messenger RNA, 1113 nt
Organism: Gossypium arboreum
Lineage: Eukaryota; Viridiplantae; Streptophyta; Magnoliopsida; Malvales; Malvaceae
Product: short chain aldehyde dehydrogenase 1-like
Exons: 2
Coding region: 154-993 (279 amino acids)
Molecular function (GO): oxidoreductase activity, acting on the CH-OH group of donors, NAD or NADP as acceptor
Source: RefSeq, a predicted model, not a curated record
AGUAUCACAUGCGAGGAACUGUAUAAGCUUUGAAUAAAUAAACUUUUAUAGUAAUCCAACUUGCCUUUGUUUAUUAUAUCUAUCUUCUAUAAAAACCAGAGUGGAAUUUAAGCUUCAUUAGCAAGCACUUAAUAAACUCUUUAUUUAGCAAAAAUGAGUACCAGUUCUUCGGCUGUUUCAACCCAAAAAAGGCUUGAAGGGAAGGUUGCAUUGAUAACUGGAGGCGCUGGUGGCAUAGGUGAGGCUACAGCAAGGUUAUUUGUUCAACAUGGUGCUAAGGUUGUCAUUGCAGACAUUCAAGAUGAUUUAGGACAAGCUAUCUCUCAAGAACUUGGAGAAGAAAACAUCUCAUAUGUUCAUUGCGAUGUUACAUUAGACUCUGAUGUCGGAAACGCAGUUGAUUUCGCCGUUUCGAAGCAUGGGAAGCUUGAUAUAAUGUUCAACAACGCCGGUAUAUCCAGUCCCGAUAAGAACAUAGUUACUUCAAACGAUGAGAGAUUCAAAAGGGUUCUUGAUAUCAAUAUCUUUGGAGGGUAUUUGGGAUCUAAACAUGCUGCUAGGGUGAUGAUACCGGCGAAGAAAGGGUGCAUUCUGUUUACAACAAGCGUAUGGUCAGUGAUCGGUAGUGCCGAUGUUGGGCAUGCAUAUGUGACAUCGAAGCACGCGUUGGUGGGGUUGGCUAAGAAUCUAGGGGUGGAAUUGGGGCAAUAUGGGAUACGAGUAAACUGUAUUUCGCCGCACGGUGUGGCGACUCCGAUGUUAACGAGACCGUUCGGUAACUUGGAGAAGGAGAAAGUGGAGGAACUGAUAGCCAUGGGGUCGAACUUGAAAGGGGUGGUGCUGGAACCAGAAGAUGUGGCUCAAGCGGCUUUGUAUUUGGCGAGUGAUGAUGCUAAGUACGUAAGUGGACUCAAUAUGAUCAUCGAUGGAGGCUAUAGUACCACCAAUCCUUCCCUGUCCAAUGUUAUGAAGAGCCUGUCAUCCAAAGUUUGAUUGAUUCUUUGUUUUCCUUUUUUGAAUCAUUAAAUUGGCAUUUUUCUUUUUUCUUUUUAAUUAUUUCAUGUUUUCAUAAGAUUUCUUAACUUAUUAUGAUAAUUUAAUUUUAACUACAAA